This is a messenger RNA of Racocetra persica, 223 nucleotides long. NCBI's taxonomy places the organism in Eukaryota, Fungi, Glomeromycota, Glomeromycetes, Diversisporales, Gigasporaceae. The record is from the annotation of a GenBank genome assembly.
AGAAGAAGAAUACAAAGUUUGAAGACAGAGUUGGUAGAGUUGAGGGCUAAUGUGGUUUCAAGAGUGCAGGACGGGUGGAUAUUGGAGCAGCGUUAUACUCGAUUGUUGGAUGAAAGAAAUAGUUUAAGGGUAAGAUUAGCAAAUGAUGAGGAGGAAUUAAGAAGGUUAAGGGUGGAGGAAAGAAGAAGGGAGGGAAAUAAUAGUAAUAGAAAUAGAAUGUCAG